UAGAGGAAACAUGGCUGCUCGCUGGAGCAGCGAGAAUGUGGUGGUGGAGUUCAGAGAUGCGCAGGCGACUGCCAUGUCAGUGGAUUGCCUGGGUCGACAUGCUGUGCUGUCUGGACGGCGUUUCCUCUACAUUGUAAAUUUGGAGGUUCCCUCGGAGCCUUCACGGAAGAUUGGGCGUCAGAGCAAGUGGGACGUGGGCACUGUGCAGUGGAAUCCACACAAAGCAGAGGCACACCUAUUCGCUGCAUCUAGUAACCAGCGUGUGGACCUCUAUGUGUGGCGUGAUGGAUGUGGGGAAGCUCACACAUCUCUACAGGGUCAUACACGAGUUAUAAGUGACUUAGACUGGUCAUGGUUUGAGCCAGAAUACCUUGUGACAAGCUCAGUUGAUACAUACAUAUACAUCUGGGACACAAGAGACACACGGAAGCCAACAGUGGCCUUAUCUGCAGUGGCCGGGGCAUCCCAAGUGAAAUGGAACCGGCGUAAUCCAAACUGUUUAGCCUCCAGCCAUGAUGGAGACGUGAGAAUAUGGGAUAAACGGAAACCUAAUACUGCAAUGGAAUACGUGGCAGCUCACUUGUCUAAGAUUCAUGGGCUGGACUGGCACCCAGACAACGAGUACAUCCUGGCAACGUCAAGUCAGGACAAUUCAGUGCGGUUCUGGGACUACAGACAACCUCGGAAAUACCUCAAUAUUUUGUCUUGUCAAGUACCUGUGUGGAAGGCAAGAUACACGCCGUUCUCCAAUGGGCUGGUGACAGUGAUGGUGCCCCAGCUGCGCAGGGAGAACAGCUUGCUCCUGUGGAGCACUCUAGAUCUCAACAGCCCAGUGCACGCCUUCGUGGGCCACGACGAUGUGGUGCUGGAGUUCCAGUGGAGAGCUCAGAAAGAAGGUUCCAAAAAUUAUCAGUUAGUCACAUGGUCCAGAGACCAGACUUUACGGAUAUGGCGAGUAGAUCCUCAGCUUCAGAAGCUGUGUGCCAAUGACAUUGUGGAGGAGCUUGUGGAGGGCAUGACUCUCAACACGGAGUCUGAGAAGACCUUACCCUCUCAGGACUCCGAACCUCCACUCAGCCCUGGCCUCUCCACAGAGGAACUUGAAGACCAGCCCGAGGGCUUGUCGGGGACGCUGCUGGGAGGGGGGCGUCAGGACGCUCCUGGUCUACCUCAGACCCUGCAGCAGGAGUUCUCCCUGGUCAACCUCCAGAUACGCAACGUCAACGUGGAGAAGAUGGAUGCUGUGAAUCGCAGCUGUUUCGUCUCAGCCCACUGUGGUGCUAACCGCGUGCGGCUGGUGGUCAAGUUUCCUGCCCUGUACCCCAACAAUGCAGCGCCUACCUUCCAGUUUGUUCCCCCUACCACCAUCUCAUCUUCCAUGAAGACUAAGAUUCUGAAGAUUCUGACGGACACAUCUCUGCAAAAAGUCAAACGAAAUCAGAACUGCCUGGAACCAUGUGUCAGGCAGUUGGUGUCUUGCUUAGAGUCUGACAUGGAGGAUGGCACUGCAGCGAACCCCUAUGUGCUGCCAGUCACCCCUGCCCUGCCUGCCUUCCCUCGCGUCACCAACACCUACGGCUCCUACCAGGACGCCAACAUCCCCUUCCCGCGCACCUCCGGGGCUCGCUUCUGUGGAACUGGUUCCCUGGUGUAUUUCACACGGCCCAUUACUAUGCAUCGCUCAGUCCCUCCCACAGAGCCAACUCCCAGGUCACUGUCUGCCCUGUCAGCCUACCACAGCGGUGUCCUGACCCCUAUGAAGAUGCGCACUGAGCCCCAGAGCACCCUCCGGCUUUACAGUGGUAGCCCCACACGCUCCGACAAAGAGCAAGUCUCCAUCUCCUCAUUCUACUACAAGGAGCGGAAGCCUCCUCAGUCCAUUCUGCGACGCUGGUCUAUACAGGCUAUUCAUGACUUUCCGAAAUCCAGGCGUUGGAAGAGUAAGCGGGAGGGCAGCGACUAUGGCAACCGGCCCAUUAAGCCGGCGGGCAAGGUCAUCAUCCAGGAGAUCUGCUGCCUGCUGCCCAUCCACAAGGCCCUGGGGGAGACCUACGUGUUGAAUGUGAAUGACAUACAGGACACGUGUCAGACGAAUGCAACAGCUGCUCUGGCAGUUGGCCGAAGAGACUUGGCAAAGGUGUGGGCCCUCGCCUCUGCAGCCACCAGUAUGGACCUCAGUCCUGACUCGGACCCGGACGCCGACACCCCCUGGGCCAGACACCCCUUUGGGCGCCACCUUUUGGAGACGCUACUUGACCACUACAGCCAGAUGAGUGACGUGCAGAGCCUGGCUAUGCUGUGCAGUGUGUUCCAGGCCCAGGGGAGUCCCCAAGACUACUUCACACUGUACGGACACCACCUCCCUCGCUCCACUAUCUUCCCACCACAUCACUCGCGCUAUCCCAGCUACACCUCCAGCUCUGUCACCUCGGGCUCCUGUUCCAGUACCUCAGACUCCACCACCACCGCAUGGAAUAUCGGUAGCCACUCCGGCCGAGACCCUGAGCAUGCGCCUCCAUGGGGGGAGUCCUCCCCUGACGACUAUCGCUAUGCCAACCAGGUGUACACUGACCCUCGCGAACGAGAGAAGGAGCAACAUGACAUGAAUAAAAGGCUUCUGGAUCCAUCCAAUGCCUUGCAGUUUGACGACUUCAAGAAGUGCUAUGGUGAAAUCCUGCACCGCUGGGGUCUAAAGGAGAAGAGGUCCGAGGUGCUCAAGUUUGUAUCCUGCCCACCUGAGCCGCACAAGGGCAUUGAGUUUGGUGUAUACUGUUGCCACUGCCGCAGCCAGGCGCGGGGCACCCAGUGCGCCGUGUGCAAGCGUUUCACCUUUCAGUGUGCCAUCUGCCACGUGGCCGUGCGUGGCUCCUCCAACUUCUGCCUGAGCUGCGGCCACGGCGGCCACACCAGCCAUAUGAUGGAGUGGUUCCGCUCGCAGGAGGUCUGCCCCACAGGCUGCGGAUGCCACUGCCUGUUGCAGAGCACCUUCUGAGGACACCAGCGCCUCCCAAAUACCCUCUAAGAGCUCCUGGUCCUGGUCCCCCCAGAACCUUCUAAGACUUUCAGCUCCUCCUAGCCAAUGGACAAAUGUGUUUUGUGGUCACUUAACUACUUGUCGUUGGAGCUUUGUCAAGAAGGAGAGCAAUACAGAGGACAAAGAUGUAAGGUGGAUUUGACUACACGGUGUGCAGGGUUGGCGUUAUCAGGGAAGAAGACAGGGGGUGGCAAACGGGUAUGUUGCCCCGGCCGCAGGGAGAGGGGAAGGGUGCAGAAUUGGGUUGUCAUUGCUUUUUAUGUAUUGGGGUGGGGAGGGGUGUGCUCUCAGAUGACAUUGUCCGAUGACAAUGUCCCAGGCCCGUCCAAACCUGUCAGCAGCCCUAGGCGUCAUAGUGACCGUAUAUCUGUGCUGCUUGAUAAAUUGUCAUUCACAAGGAGGAUGGCUUCCUUUGUUUUGACAGAGAUACUGUGACAUCAGUGGUUGAUUUAACUUGUGUUGCCAACACCGGGUUCUCUGUGGUGGCAAUGUCUUUAUUUAUGCAAAGUGUGGCAUUGAUCUAGUGCCUAAAAUGGGUGUUAUACUUACUUAAUAAUAAUAAGUGUUGUCGGACUGUGACUAACUUUUAGAAACACUCACAUUUUUUGACUCAAACAUUUUAAGAAACUGACCUCUUUGGUGAAGUUUGCUUAAAACUUCACAUUUUGAUGAAGGAUUUCCAUACAUGUACAUAUACCGGUAAUUAAAACACAGUGUCUUGCAAAAGUGAGUAUGUCCUUCACAUCUCAACAACAACAACAAACACAUAUAUCCUGUGGCUUUUCAAUGGGCAAUACUAUUACAGACUGGAACCUAGAAAAUGUUUUUUGGGCUUUCGGCAUACCACUUUUGUUGUAGUAUUGAUCUGUGUGAAAACAACUUUCACAAGCAGACAUAUUCAUAUAUCAACACGCCCACAACCCUCCUGUCCAGAAGAGUGACUCCCCAUCCAGUGUCUCCACAGGGUUCUACUUAAAAUGGCUAAUGGGACAAAGUGGCUAGUAAAUUGGUCUUUUCUACCUGGCAAACUGAAAUUUCACCAGCAUUUAAUCGGUUAGCUGGUGUUAAUUUGGAGCCCUGAUUGUGAUUCAUGGAUAGGUCAACUGAUCCCAUCUGAAGCGGGUCAGUUAUUUUUAUUCUCUCUAUAUAAUUUUUGUCUAAUGUUAGUUCCCACUUAGCUUCCACUUUGUUUGCACUUAUUCAUUGACAUGAAGAAGCCAAUGGUAUGUUCUUCAUUUUCGGUCUGUUGAAUCAGCUGAAAACCUGCCAAACCAAUGUCUGCGCAUGCCGAAUGUGCUUCCCACACUUCUUACAUUUGACGCAAAGACACAACGGCACUCAGACACCCUAGAUACCAUCAGAUGGUGGACGUUGGGUCAGUGUGCACGGUACUCAACACCCAUCUUUCGCACUACACGUUUAUCUCAGGCCCACGCACGCACGCACGCACGCACGCACGCACACACACACACACACACACACACACAGUCUCUCACAGCUGACGGCCACACACACACAGCCCAUUAUCAGUCACAUCCCUUCAAAGAUCAACACAUCAGAUUACUAUCCACAAAUUGCAUCAGCAGCACCACACAUACACCACCACCACCCCCUACUCCCCAUGCAGUGGCGGAACAAUUGCACACAGGGCCCCAGGGCAAGACACUGGUACGGCGGCCUCACUGAUACGACCCCCAUAUGGCCUGGCAAGAUCACAAUAGCGCCCUCACCACCAAUACGAGAGGGCCCCGGGGCCCCGUGGCAAAUGCCCUGCUCUGCCCCCUAUAGCUCUGCCCCCGUCCCCAUGCAUGAUAAAGGUUGACCAACAGCAAUUUCACUGCAUGUCCUGCUCCUGUAGGACAUCCUUUUAUCCUUGUCAGUAAGCAAUCAAAAUGUUGAGUCCCUACACUCAAUGUCAGAUCCUAAGUUUUCUUUAAACAUAAAUGCCUGAGUGGAUGUAGCAUUACCUCCCCAACCCACGGGUGAGCCUGCUGCCUCACAAACAUUCACGCCCUGUGAUCCCUGGACAAGAGAAUACAUUUUUACUGAAAUGUGUUCUCACUUUGUUGUGAGAUGUUGAAUGCUCAUAUGCAAAUGUGCCUCCAAAUGAUGAUUCCUCCAAAAUGUAAUAACAUAAACAGGGUACACCAGAGGAAGGUAAUCAUGGAUUUCUUGCUGUAGGCCUGUGCUGUUAGUUAUGUGCUCGAUUAUAAUUGAAUUCUAUAUCAGGAUAGGGAGCAUGGCACCAUUUUACCAGAGAUAUCCGGUGAGUCACAGUUUUUAAUUCUGCUUUAAGGGACUCUGGAGGCCAUAAAAUGAAUGAAUAGAUGAUCUGUUUGUGUGCUCUACUGUGGCCGAUCUGCUGCCUCAUUUUUCAUGUUCAGAAAGGGUUUUCAAUUUCCCCAAGCGGUUGAUGCUAAAUUAAAAUCCAAUGUAAUAUGUUCUAUAUAUCCAUAAAACAACAGAUCUGGCUCUCAUGCCCAUGACGAUUAAAAUGAAUUGCAGUUUAUCAUGCAGCGUAUGUAAUCAAUAGGCAAUUGUUCUGAACAGUGCAAUCAAUGUUAAAUCAAACCAAACGGAAGUGUUAAAGUAGUGCUGAUAAAAAAAUGGUUUAUAAUCAUAUAUUCCGGUAAUGACAAGUAAUUUAGCCCAUAGAAAGUCUAUGGUCUGAUAAGCUAAAUUACUGGGGGGAAAGUUACAUUGUUAGUGUAGUGCAGCUGUAAUAACAACAGAAACUGAAUUGAGCAAUAGGCCAGCUUCCUAGUCACUGGGCUGGGCUGGGCAGAGAGGGGUUUUGAUUUCCUUGUCAGACUCUUUUCCACUGUAUUUCUAAUUAAGCGCUAAAGCUGGUUUAGGUUCACAUGCAACGAAGGCAUAGUUAAGGGGCUUGUGUGUGUAGAAGGUGCCUUCUUCAUUUCCAGUAAAACUAUCCAUAGUGCUUCUUCUGCAAGUAAGAAAGGUUUUCAUCAUCAUCAAAGCAUGGAGCAUGGAGGAUCCCACAUUCCAUGUGGCCUCACCUUUUUUGUUUGAAAUGUAGGCCUAAUUAAAAUCACAGUAUGACAAUAAGUAACCAAUGGCAAUGGGGUGUGUGGUGGACGACUGAAAUAAUGAUCAUCUAUCUCGUCAUCUCUCUUUUUUUCUCAUAAAGCGUUCCAGAACCCAACAGUGCUGUAUAAGAAAAAUAAAUAGAGAUUGAGUCUCUAUUUUGACAUUCCUCCCUGUUGCCUCAACGUAUUGCAGAGAAACAGGGGCUUCACAGCUGAGCUGAGCUGAGGUGAGAUGAGGAGACAUAGGCCUAUUGUGGAUGGCUGAGUGUUUGACAAUAUAAUUCUGGAGCUGAUUUGAAAUGAAAGCCAAUGUUUCAUAGAGCACAAGGUCCUUAUCUUGCUGUGCCGAUAUAACACAAGAGGAUGUCACUGAAGAGGCAUUUCAACAUCAGAGACCUAAUAGAGCUUCUCUUGACAGAGGUGAAUAAAACAUUAACACACGUUAUAUCCUUCUGUGCACUGCAUCUGUGAGGAAAGGAUAGCCUAUGAACUGUAUGAAUUUGGUGAGAGGUUUUUGGGCGUCUAUGGUUGACUGAAAAUACAUGUGACUUCAGCGUGAAGGUAAGGGGGAAAGGUUAUUUUGUUUUGAUUUUUUUAAGGGAUAACUGUAAUGUUUGUUGGUGCCCUUGAUGAGCAUUGAAUUUACAAGAUGACUUUUUUUAAAAGGCUCCAAAUGUUUCUGAGUGACGCAUAGUAUU
Engraulis encrasicolus (European anchovy) is the source of this 6779-nucleotide messenger RNA. RefSeq names its product WD repeat domain 59 (gene wdr59). The coding region runs from base 11 to 2992 and encodes 993 amino acids. Gene Ontology annotation, biological process: positive regulation of TORC1 signaling; cellular response to amino acid starvation. The record is from RefSeq and is a predicted model, not a curated record. Lineage: Eukaryota; Metazoa; Chordata; Actinopteri; Clupeiformes; Engraulidae. The transcript has 27 exons. Gene Ontology annotation, molecular function: protein binding; signaling adaptor activity. Gene Ontology annotation, cellular component: vacuolar membrane; Seh1-associated complex.